CACCAGUCGCGCAAACAAGAAUGGCGUAUUCUGUCAACGUCUCCGUCGAGGCACCGAUUGAAAAUCAAAUACAAGAAAUUACUUACGAUGGGCAGGAAAUUUAUCAAGCGCCACUUACGCUAUCGGAAAAUUUAGCGAAAAUAGCCCAGAAAAUUGAUUUCACCAAAACAAACGGAGAGGACGUUAACAAAGAGCAGGAGAAUGGAGAAAAAAGCGAAGAAGAUACUAAGGAUCCUGCAAAUUUUCAAUCAUCCCUAUGGCCGUGGGAUAGUGUUAGAAAUAAAUUAAGAAAUGCCUUAACCGAAGUCUGUGUAUUGGCCGACGUGCUCGCAGUUGCCAAGGAAAAAAGAUACAUGGUACUUGACCCAGUCCCACAGGAUAGCAUAGAAGUAAAGCCAUUGGUUCAAGUUCACGCCAGGAAAAAGGCAUUAGCCGGUGCAGCGUCGGUUCUGAUUAUGAGCGCCGAUCGAAUGAAGAACUGUCAAAAUGAAUUGGCCAGAACGCGCACGACUCCUGACUUCCAUAUUGAAUUAUUGAGACUACGCCAAAAUUGGCGAUUAAAAAAAGUCUCAAAUUCUAUCAUAGGAGAUUUAAGUUAUCGCACAGCUGGUUCAAAGUACAAUCAAACGGGAAUGUUUGAGAUAACAAAAGCAGAAGAAGAAGAGAAAAGUAGCACUAGUCCGCCCGUCUCCCCAAAUCCUAAUAUCCCUACCCCAUCGUCCUCUUCAACUAAUAAAAAUGCUUCUGCAUUGCGCGUUACUAUACCUAGUGAACUCGAAGGGAUUGCUUAUAUCGAAGUAUUGUGUAAAAAAGAUCAAGAAGCACUUUGCAGUGCUAAUAUCAAUUGGCUCAACAGUGGCUCAGGUAACAAACUUGAUCCGGAUACGCAUUGGCAGCAGAAAUUAGAAGCUGCCCAAAAUGUUUUAUUUUGUAAAGAACUUUUUAGUCAAUUAGCGAGAGAGGCAGUGCACUUGAGGGCGCCUAUACCACACAUGGUUGUAGGAAAUCGAAUAAUGGCUACGGUACUUCCAGGUAUUCAACUUAUAAUUAUUCUACGACAUAGUACCGGUCAUGAUAAGAAACCGGUACCACAAAAUACCGAUCACGAUCACGUGCUCGAACAUUCAUUACAUCAACUGUUGAGGGAAGUUCAUCACAAAAAUACGCAUCAUCCUUAUCCUCAUCCAUCGUCAGGGCCGCUGGGACCAAGUAAACGGAGAUGUAUAGCCGGCCCAACGGCGGUGGAUCGGCACGAAUUGAUCGAAAUGACCAAGAGUCAAACUCUAUUGGAACAAAUCAUUCAACAAGCCCAGCACUUCUUCAUGAGACUACGAACGGAAUACGUAUUAGAUACUAUCGCCAAGGAAGUUAAGGAUCCGCUAAUCGUUUCGCAUUGGAAUGCACUAAAUUCACCGACUCAGUCCAGUGUUAGAAUUAUUAUUUUAACGCACGGUUAUGAUCAGUUGAUUCGAACUUCCAUGAUUUUGCACGUUAGCGAAAAAUCAUUAAGAUGCGUUUGUAAAGAUGGCAGAGUUAUGUACAUGAGCUACGAGCCGCAAGAAUUGCGAGAUCUUAUAUUUUGUCAAAUUUAUCAGCAUCAGAUUAAUGCGGUACAAGGUUUAGCGAAAUGCAUGGGCUGGCAAUUUUUAGCGAAUAGCUCGCAUCUUGGCCUUGGUGCUGUUGAACCUUUGGGAAAUGCUAGUAGUUGUAUAUUGGCAUCUCCGAUCGGCGACAGAAUGAUAGCUGUAAGAUGCGAGCCACAAACUGGAAUUCAGGUUUCCAUAGCUCAUUCUCCCAGAAAAGACUUCUUUCCUGGUCAAUUGGUGAAAGAAAGGAAGUGGGAGAAUCUUGGUGGUUCGUUCAAGGAAGUUAGAUGGGAUAAAAUGGAGGGGAAAAAUUUUUUAAAUAAAAUGGAAUUACUCAUGGCAUCUCUCACGAGCUCCUAAAAAUAACGUUUUGCUAAUGACAAAUAAAAUUGGGUGAAGGUUUUGUACUGAGAGGCACUUCGAUUCAAUUUUUUCUUGUUUUUAUUUAUUAAUUUUUUUUAUUUUUUACGAAAACACGUAAUUUCUUCAUAAACUAAUUGGGAAAAUAUUUGUUAGGAAUUAGUAAGUACAGACAAAUUUAAACUCAAGUAUUAUAAAAAAAAAAAAAAAUGUAAAAACGGAAUGUUUAAGGGAUGGAAAGAAGCAAUAUAUUGUAAUUUAUUUGUCAUCAACGAUCCAUCCGGAGAAAUGUCUAUUUAACAAACAGGAUCUAACGAACAGGAUUUAUAAAUAAAAGUAGCCGUAUCAAUAUUUGUAUAAAAAUGAUAUUAUUAUUAUUUUAUAAGAAAUGAAAAGAAUAUGAAUGAACAAUGAAUUGAGCGAAUACAAGAAAAUCAAGAAAAUAAAAGACAUUUUGUCA
Molecule: messenger RNA, 2406 nt
Organism: Ceratosolen solmsi marchali
Lineage: Eukaryota; Metazoa; Arthropoda; Insecta; Hymenoptera; Agaonidae
Gene: MED17
Product: mediator complex subunit 17
Exons: 7
Coding region: 21-1946 (641 amino acids)
Biological process (GO): regulation of transcription by RNA polymerase II
Cellular component (GO): mediator complex; core mediator complex
Molecular function (GO): transcription coregulator activity
Source: RefSeq, a predicted model, not a curated record